CACAUAGGGCUCUGUGGUUUGGGGUUCAUUCUUCCUCCACUUAAGGAAGCAUAUUGAGGGUGCUGGGUGGCUGUGUGGGGAGGGAAGCCACAUUCACCGCUUGCCUGUACUUCUCUGCCCAGGUGGGUGUAAGAUGUUUGACCUCAAGAUUAUGGUUGCCAUUGGUGGCGGCUUACUGAUCACCGCGUUUGUGCUGAUGGGUGUUGUCAUCUAUCUUUGCUGCAAAGUGGCCAACACAUUGAAAGCCCCAAAGGUACCUGCUUGUUUGGCCUUAAAAAAUAAUCCAGCCAUGCUCACCCAGGACAAGCUCGCUACAGCCACUGCCAUCGCCACUGGGUCUUGUCCCAACCUCCAAUGCUGUGACGAAUGUAGCUUGUAUGCCGACUUUGAUCCCGUGCCACCGUGCUUCUGUGACGUAAACGAGGGACUCUGACUUGGGUAGGCACAGACAUCUUCAUGAGCAAUAUUUCUUUCUUAGUACAAUGUUUUAUUAUUCAAGUCAAGUUCUAUAGUGUUUAAAUUAUAUACUAUAUAACAUUAUAUUUAUGUGCUUUUGAAUAAAUAUGCAAUACUGA
Messenger RNA from Ceratotherium simum simum (southern white rhinoceros), 575 nucleotides. Lineage: Eukaryota; Metazoa; Chordata; Mammalia; Perissodactyla; Rhinocerotidae. The record is from RefSeq and is a predicted model, not a curated record.